Molecule: messenger RNA, 911 nt
Organism: Diabrotica virgifera virgifera (western corn rootworm)
Lineage: Eukaryota; Metazoa; Arthropoda; Insecta; Coleoptera; Chrysomelidae
Exons: 2
Coding region: 43-756 (237 amino acids)
Source: RefSeq, a predicted model, not a curated record
UUUUAUCAUUCCAAGUUAAUUGUUCGUAUAAUAGUCAACACAAUGAGAUUAUUUAUAUCGCUUCUUUUCGUGAUAGCAUUAUCCAAUAUAGUCAGAGGUGGCUUCUUAAUAGGCCACCACCCGUUUCCAUCCAACCUUCUAUCACAUAGAACACUCAUAGGGGGCGCAGCAGGGGCACACCCUUUCACGGGCGCAUAUUCGUCAUCUUCAUUGUCACAAACUGUCUCAACAGCUCCUCAACAGAUUCAAUCUUCAUAUUCUACUUAUCAUCCUUUUAGCUUUGAUAACGGAAACCAACUGAAUCAAAAUCAAGGACAGUUGAACCAAAAUCAAGCUCAGUUUAAUCAAAAUCAACGCCAGUUCAAUCAGAACCAGGGACAGUACAAUCAAAAUCAAGGACAGUAUAACCAAGUACAGUAUAACCAAAACCAAGGUCACAACAAUCAAGAUCAAGGACAAUAUAGGCAGGGCAACCAGAACCAAGGAGAGAACAACCAGAACCAAAGUCAGAAUCAGUUUACUCCCAAUAACUUAUAUACAACAGUGCAAAGUAACUUCAAUGGCUACAACAAUCCUAACCAUCCUGCAGUUAUAGCUUUCGGUUCCUACGCACUAGGAAACGGUCCUAAUCAAGGUCACAACCAGGGUCAAAGAGGUCAAAACCAAGGUCAAGGCGGCAAUAAUCAGAAUCAGAACUACGACUAUGGAUUUAACCGAAUUAGUCACGGACCCCACAAUAGCUAUGGCAGUUUUUAAGGACUUUGUUUGAUUUUAUGGCGAUUUGAUGACGGACUAACGAUUUAUUUAUACAAACCAUGAGACUGGAAGAAGACCAAACGUUUUUAAUGAGAGCAACAUUCAUUUAAUUGUAAAUAAAAACAUCGUCACACCAAUAAAUUAUUUUGAAAUAA